CGCGCAGUAGCCUAUCGGAUCCGGCCCUUGCUACCAAAGCAUUGGACCGGGUUCGAAUCCGGCUGUAUAUUAUUCUGCUCAGCCCAAGAAAUACAAACGAGUUCCAAUCUCAAAAGUUUACCCCCAACCGUAGUCGCUCAUGACCUUAGUAGUUUAUGCGACUUUAAACAAAUUAAAAGAAAAAAAAAAAAAAAAGAUUUGUUUAUAAAAAAAAAUUAUUUAUCA
Cotesia congregata is the source of this 225-nucleotide messenger RNA. The record is from the annotation of a GenBank genome assembly. Lineage: Eukaryota; Metazoa; Arthropoda; Insecta; Hymenoptera; Braconidae.